GUUUGGUCGAUAAAGGACCUCGAACAAAAAGCUCCAAAUCAUUCUCGUGCUGGAAGGUGCCGUACGUGGAUUUUGUCACCCGUGAUUACGUUUGGCCAUUUGAGCAUGGGAGAACCUGAAGCCCCGUUUUUCAACCGUUAUCUGUCUAUUCUUGACAUUUUCAGCCCUGCAAGUGUUCCCGUAAGACACACAGCCAAUUCUUGCACCAUGAUUCUGCUACCUUAUUAUUUCUUUAAGAAACUCCUCCAUUUUCCCACGACCGAAAAUGGGUCUUUCGCCGUUUCUCAUAUUGUGGUACGUUUGGUUAUCCUCAGUCUCGCCCCGGCCUUCAACAGCAGCAACAGUUUCGGACCGCUUGACGCAGAACCAGGUGCUUGAAGAUGGGCAAACAUUGGUCUCCUCUGGGCAGCGCUUUGAGCUCGGUUUCUUUAACCGAGGCAAUUCUAGCCACAGGUACUUGGGCAUUUGGUACAAGAAUAUCACUCUCACCGUAGUCUGGGUCGCCAACAGAAACAAGGUUAUCAGUGGCCAAUCAGGGUCACUGUCAAUGGGUUCAAAUGGAUUCUCACUUUUGCUUAAUAAUUCGGAGAAAAUUUGGUCUGUAAAUGCCACCAGGGUGUUAGAGAGCCCCAUUUUGCAGCUCUUGGACAAUGGCAAUCUUGUUUUGAAAGAGGAAAACAAUCCUGAUCUGGAAGGGUAUGUCUGGCAAAGUUUCGAUAAUAUAACCGACACCUUGUUGCCAGGUAUGAAGCUUGGUUGGAACCUUAAAACCGGCCUGUACCGGAAUAUGACAUCAUGGUUAUCAGCUGAGGACCCAUCUGCCGGAGACUACACUUUUAGCCUAGACUCCCCUGAGACACCUCAGCUGGUGCUCAGCAAAGGGACCCAGAAGCAGUACAGGUGGGGUCCGUGGGAUGGAGUCAGGUUCAGUGGCAGCAAUGAGCUGAGGUCCAACCCUGUGUUUAUACCCAUUUUCAAUUCAAGCCGUGAAGAAGUUUAUUAUACAUUCGAGGUGAUAGACCAGGAGUCAACCUUGUCAAGGUUUGUGGUGACUCAGCACGGCUGGAUUCAGUACCUAACAUGGAGUAAGAGUAGCAAUGAGUGGGUUACGAUGGUGACUCUUCAGAGGGACAGUUGUGAUAGGUAUGGGACAUGUGGGCCCUAUGGGAAUUGUUACAGUGAUGGCCCGAAAUGCAAUUGUUUGAAAGGUUUUACGCCGAAGUCGCCGGAGGACUGGUCGAGGAUUAUUUGGUCAGGAGGGUGUGUGAGGAGGUGGGAGUUAGAAUGUGAAAAUGGAGAUGGCUUCGUCAAGUAUGGAGGAAUGAAGUUGCCUGAUCAUUCGCAUUUGGUGGAGAGUAGGAAUUUGAGCCUUGAGGUUUGUGAGGUUGAGUGUUUGAGGAAUUGUUCGUGUAUGGCAUUUACUCUGAUAGAUAUCCAUGGAAAUGGGGGAGACUGUGUGAUGUGGUUUGGUGAUUUGGUUGAUAUGAAACAUUUUCCCAGUGGUGGGGAUGAUCUCUAUAUACGAAUGGCGAGAAACGAACUAGAGUCAAUUGCUGAUGCCAGGAGGAAUAAACGAGUAAGGGUGAUUGUCACUAUUGUCAUAUGUGUGGCUACUGGGAUGCUUCUAUGUGGUGUCGCUAGCUGGUGUGCUUUUCGAAUAAGAAAAGCAAAGAGAAGAGCUGCAAGCUUAAACCAUCCCCGUAGAUAUUUAAUGGAAGAAACUCAGGAGGAAGACCUUGAGCUUCCUCUUUUUAAUCUGAAGACUGUUUCGGCUGCUACUGACGAGUUCUCUUUUAGAAAUAAGAUCGGACAGGGUGGCUUUGGUCCUGUCUACAAGGGUGUAUUACUGAGCAAACAAGAAAUUGCAGUUAAGAGGCUCUCUCGGGACUUGGGGCAAGGUCUUAGAGAGUUUAAGAAUGAAGUUAUUUUGGUUUCAAAGCUUCAACACCGUAAUCUUGUCAAGCUUUUGGGAUGCUGCAUUCAUGGAGAUGAAAGGAUGCUAAUCUAUGAGUACCUUCCCAACAAAAGCUUGGACUACUUUCUCUUCGAUCAGACUAGAAAGAAAUUACUGGCUUGGAAGAAGCGCUUUGGCAUUAUUUUGGGGAUAGCACGAGGACUCCUUUAUCUCCAUCAAGAUUCCAGGCUAAGAAUCAUCCAUAGGGAUCUCAAAGCAAGCAACAUCUUACUAGAUAGUGAGAUGAACCCCAAAAUCUCCGAUUUUGGACUUGCAAGAAUUUUUGGAGCAGACCAGACACAAGAGAUGACCAAGAGAGUAAUGGGAACAUACGGUUACAUGUCACCAGAAUAUGCAAUGAGUGGACACUUUUCAGUGAAAUCAGAUGUAUUUAGCUUUGGUGUGUUAAUGUUGGAGGUGAUAAGCGGAAAGAAAAACUGGGGAUUUUGGCACCCUGACCAUGACCUCAACUUGAUUGGACAUGCAUGGAAAUUGUGGAUUGAAGGGAAUCCAUUGGAACUCAUGGAUGCACUGAUGGACGACUCAUAUUCUGUGGAUGAAGUUGUAAGAUAUAUCCAAGUGGGUCUUUUGUGUGUACAGCAACGGGUGGAAGACAGGCCAACUAUGUCAUCGGUGUUAUUAAUGUUGGCAAAUGAGAAUGCAAUGGUGCCUCAACCCAAGGAACCUGGUUUUUACACUGAAGUUUCUUCUAUGGGAAUGGAUACAUCAUCGAGUGGGAAAAGUCGUCAUACUACUACGAAUGAGGUAUCUGUUACAAUGUUUGAUGGAGGAUAGAUGUUUUGGUUGUGAUAUUUAAAAAUCUUAUAGAGUUUGUAUAAAUUGUACAGUUCUCCACACAGGAAUUAAAUUAAACUACAACAUAAUUUCCAGAAUUUAUGAACGACAAGACAGAAGGUUCACAGGUAUGAAAAAUAUGUUUCACAUCUCACAAGUUUUGGUUCCUCAUCUAUUG
Messenger RNA from Juglans regia (Persian walnut), 2927 nucleotides. RefSeq names its product G-type lectin S-receptor-like serine/threonine-protein kinase At4g27290. Gene Ontology annotation, biological process: protein phosphorylation; recognition of pollen. Gene Ontology annotation, molecular function: ATP binding; protein serine/threonine kinase activity. The record is from RefSeq and is a predicted model, not a curated record. NCBI's taxonomy places the organism in Eukaryota, Viridiplantae, Streptophyta, Magnoliopsida, Fagales, Juglandaceae. The coding region runs from base 266 to 2749 and encodes 827 amino acids. The transcript is spliced from 7 exons.